Molecule: messenger RNA, 1432 nt
Organism: Anopheles arabiensis
Lineage: Eukaryota; Metazoa; Arthropoda; Insecta; Diptera; Culicidae
Product: post-GPI attachment to proteins factor 2-like
Exons: 2
Coding region: 186-1025 (279 amino acids)
Biological process (GO): GPI anchor biosynthetic process
Cellular component (GO): endoplasmic reticulum membrane; Golgi membrane
Source: RefSeq, a predicted model, not a curated record
AACGUAUGUUUGUUUACAUCGACGCAACCAACCAGUCUGACACGCCGCAUGAGUCUGUGAUAUAGGCAAUUUUGUGCUACGGUUGAAUUCCAUUUGCGGCAAGCAAGAAAUGCAAUGUUUUGUGUAAACAGUUGGCCCACGAGCCACUCGAAAAGAUCCGUGCUUUAGUAUUUGGGCCAGUAGAAAUGUUGCCGCAGUACGAACGACUCGUGGAUGGCGCGGCGAGCGAUACUGGCCCGGGCGGAUAUGCGGGUAGCGGCACUGGUGGUGGUGUAGGCAGUCUGCGGCGAAGCAAAUUCCGCGUCCGCUUUGGCCGGCUGGCCGUGGCGACGGUGAUGCUCCCGGUGGCAGGAUUUCUGUUUUGCGUCAUCUGGUCGCUGCUGUACAACUUCGAGCAGGCGAACGCGACACACUGUCUGGUGUACAAUUUUCUGCCCUCGCUGUCGGCCGCCAUCGGCAACUACCAGCCGCAGCGCUUUGUGUGGCAGUUUUCGGUCCUGUUCCAUGCUCCGUUCCGGUACGCGAUUGCCUUUCUGUACAAAAACCAUCACCUGACGCUGCUGUCCCGCAAGCACCGCAAAGAAUGGGCCUACCUAGCGUGCAUACUAAAUAUUAUCGAGCUAAGCUCGCUCGUUGGGUUGAGUUUAUGGACUUCCAGCAACAACUACGAAAUUCACAAAAUUUGUUUCAGUGCCUUUGUGAUAUGUUCCAUCAUCUACAUGUAUCUUGUGGUGCUGAUCAACCGGCUCACGCGCACCGAGGAGCUGCUGACGCUGGCGGAGCGUAAAUCGCUGCGCUACAAGCGCCGCCUGCUGCUGCUGAACGUGGCCUCGAUUAUGUUCGCGGUGUACUUCUUCGUGCGCCACAACAACCACUGCGAGCCGGGCAUCUACUCGCUGUUUGCGCUCAGCGAGUACGUGUUCGUGUACUCCAACAUCGGCUUCCACAUGACGGCCUACUGGGACUUUAUCAACGCACACGUGUACUUCCACUGGCGCACCGGCAUUCACUUCAGCGCCGUCUGAGAGAGAGGAGGGGUUGGGUGGGGGGAGAUGGUGUGAUCUCGCCAAAGGACGCUGGCUGCCGCGACGACGCCUAGACGCGCAUACUUGGAUCUUAGAAGAUAAGAUAGCAGCAAUACGCUUGUGUAUGUAUAUAUAUAGCUCCACUCCAUAACGUUUACGACGCUUCGGUAGGUUUGUUCUUAUUCCGUUCUUUUUUUUUAUUCGCUUUAACUUUUUUUCGUCUGUUUGCUGUUGCUUACUUUUGUAAGGGACGAGGUAAAAUGCAACGAACCAGCGUGUCGAUAACCGUUAAACAAGAGAAAAUAAUGUACACUCUAACAAGUUUCGUAAAAAUAAAUUGCAACGAAAGGGUGGGCUUUCGGUGGAAUAUGAUUCCACCCCGCAAUAGGGCCCCCGCAUAAUAGUAA